Molecule: messenger RNA, 729 nt
Organism: Hypoxylon fragiforme
Lineage: Eukaryota; Fungi; Ascomycota; Sordariomycetes; Xylariales; Hypoxylaceae
Exons: 1
Coding region: 1-729 (242 amino acids)
Source: RefSeq, a predicted model, not a curated record
AUGGAGAUCACGACUGUCAAUGACCCAAUCGAGCCCAUCGAGGAUGCUGAAACCUCCGAUGCCUCGUCCGAACAUACAAUUGAGCAUAUCAUGUGCGAUCAGGCACUAACUGGCCUUGUUCACAUGGUUUCCCAAUCAUCAAGGAACCUCGCCAUCUUCCGCCGAGCUCGCGAGCUGAUCAUCCACCGCGUCCUCGCCAACGAACUCGGCUCCGACGAAGUCGCCCAGUAUGCGAUUGCACGAUACAUCAGCGAGAAGCCACGUCUCCGAGACUGGAUCAAUGUCGACAAGGCUCUCUCUUGCCCAGAUCCCACAACCCCCAAGAUGGUACUCUUCGAACAUACUUGGUCUUUGGAUGUGCUCGAAUUUCGAUACAGAGACAUCUUCCACUUGACCGACGCCAACGAGAUUAUUGCGUUCCACAAGAAUAUCGUCGAACUCGUCGACAAAUACAUGGCGGAUCGGGUCGAUGCAACAGAGCUCCCACAAGUCUCCGUCGCGGGCAAUCAAUCGUCUGAGUCUCUGGUACAGCAACAUAAAAUCCGACAUCAGCUGGCUUUGUAUGCUGCCGACGCAGCGCGCCAUUUGAUGGCAGGACAAUUCCGACUUAUUCUCGACCGAAUGAUGAUCGUCUCGUUCCCUAAGGACCCGUUCGUCAUGAGAAUUGACCUGGAGGUAAACAACGGCAAUAACCCUCCAUUUAAUAUCGCCAACACAUUAGUUGCCUGA